Staurois parvus is the source of this 363-nucleotide messenger RNA. The record is from the annotation of a GenBank genome assembly. Lineage: Eukaryota; Metazoa; Chordata; Amphibia; Anura; Ranidae.
AGCAAGCUUGCUGCCAGGUCCACAGUGAUCUCAUCGGUCCCUGUACGGCCAUCCCAUUGCUGCUGUCUCCAUCGCCACACUCUGCCAUGUGCCACUUUCAGGUCUCCUCACACACUGCUGGUGUGUUACAUUUUUUGUCAUAGGGUGGCUGGCAGAUUACGGGCCUUUACCCAUUGCUGCUGCCAGGCCCCUAAUCUGCCAUGGGCCCCGUGUACCGCCUCCUCAUGCUGCUGCCAGGUCCAGAGUCUGUCUCAUCGGGUCCCUGUACCGGCCUCCCAUUGCUGCUGUCUACCAUCGCCACACUCUGCCAUGUGCCACUUUCAGGUCUCCUCACACACUGCUGGUGUGUGUUACAUUUUUUGU